GAGUGCUUUUGAUAAAUUUUCUAUAAUUAAAUUAGAAAAAUAUAAAUUAAAAAACAAUCAUGGCCACAUUAGAGGACAAGUUAUUAGGUGAAAAGCUAGAGUACUACUGCAGUAGCAGCGAAGGCGAAGACAAUGGCGACGACGGCGACGGCGACUGCGACGACGAACAGGGUGCUCGCGGUAGCAAAGGGUCUGCUAGCUCCGGAUUGACAAUCAACACGGAUCCUAAUGCAGCACCACCGGGCGGUUUUCGCCAGCAAGGCUCGACCAAUACCGGACCCAAGGGAGUUGUGCAGGACUGGCAGCGUUUCAAGCAACUCGAAGCCGAGCGCCGUGAAGAAACCGAACGCCAGCGCUUGGCUUUGGCUAAAAAGCUCAGCAUGACGACUACAACAUCUGCCGAGGACGAGGAACGCAAACGCCAAGAGGAACUGGACGCAGAAUUUGCAGAAUUGAUGAGCGAAGAUUUUCUGCAGCAAUAUCAAAAGCAGCGCAUGGCCGAAAUGCUGCGCCAAACAGGCCACCAUCAGCAGUUCGGCAAGGUGCUGCAGCUCAGCACCCACGAGGAGUUUCUCUCCUGUGUGGAAGAGGAGAAUAAGCACACGACCAUUAUAAUACACAUAUACGAGCGCAGUCAAUCGGCCUGCGCCACGCUCAACAGCUGCUUAGACACGCUAGCCAGCGACUAUCCUUCCAUAAAGUUUGCCAAGAUCUGCAGCUCUGUGGCGGGCAUGAGUCGUGACUUUCGCACCAAGGGCCUCCCCGCUCUAUUAGUGUACAAGGCACAGGCGCUAAUUGGCAACUUUGUGCGGCUGACCGACGAUCUGAGCGACGACUUCUUCGCCUCCGAUGUGGAGAGUUUCCUCAUCGAGCAUGGCAUCAUAGUCGAUAGAGCCUUGUACAAUUAAGUCCACAGAUUGUGAAUUUUAUAGGAUAUAAGCUAAAAGAGCUGACCAAUUAAUGUGUUCGAAAGUCUCGCAUUUAAGCAGAUCACACUUAAGUUUUCAGUUAGUUUCUUCAGGUCUCAAAUGUUUCAAUUUAGUUAUUUAUUUUUCCCAUUUCAAUAAUUGGUUACAUUUUAUCUUGAAGAAGUUUUGUAUACAAUUUCUAUGCAACUUUUUCGGUUUUUUGUUAUGA
Drosophila arizonae is the source of this 1137-nucleotide messenger RNA. Its product is annotated as phosducin-like protein 1. Gene Ontology annotation, biological process: regulation of G protein-coupled receptor signaling pathway. The record is from RefSeq and is a predicted model, not a curated record. Lineage: Eukaryota; Metazoa; Arthropoda; Insecta; Diptera; Drosophilidae.